Temnothorax curvispinosus is the source of this 9528-nucleotide messenger RNA. It is a transcript of the gene Atpalpha, whose product is annotated as sodium/potassium-transporting ATPase subunit alpha. Gene Ontology annotation, molecular function: P-type sodium:potassium-exchanging transporter activity; ATP binding; ATP hydrolysis activity. The record is from RefSeq and is a predicted model, not a curated record. Gene Ontology annotation, biological process: intracellular sodium ion homeostasis; intracellular potassium ion homeostasis; potassium ion import across plasma membrane. The coding region runs from base 702 to 3827 and encodes 1041 amino acids. NCBI's taxonomy places the organism in Eukaryota, Metazoa, Arthropoda, Insecta, Hymenoptera, Formicidae. Gene Ontology annotation, cellular component: membrane. The transcript is spliced from 11 exons.
GCGCGGCAGUCACGGCAAGAUGGCGGUUGCGAGGGAAAAUUAGUGGCGGGAUGCGCACCGGGAGAUCGUCUUGAUCAAAGUUAAGUAUCGAGUGAAGAGAAUUUUGCGUCGGCGGAGCGGUAUCUCGUCUGUUUGUCGUUUUGAUCACGCUGUUCCCUCGUGAGGAUUCCCGCCACGAAGAUUGUGUUACGCCGUUACUCGAAGAAGCGCGUCGCGUGUCGCGUCGCGUCGCGCCGUGAGUGCCGUGUCGCCGUGUGCCGUGUGGUUGUGGUGCCGUGACGUCACGGCGCCCCCCCUCUUAUCGAGCGGCCAGGAUCGCUCUGUCUCUCUCGCGGCGACGGGCGUUUGCGUCGGAGCUCGGAGCGGACUAGCGCGUAGCGGAGCGGAGUCAGCGGAGUGACCACGGCGUUCGGCGUUCGGGUCUUCGGGUAGCGAACGCGAAUUGAGUGUCGACGCUCGACUGUCGAGCUGUUGAGUUUGAGUCGCGCGCGAUCGCGAUCGGUUCGCGCGUGUGCCACGGACGGAGGGAUUAUACGGGUUUGUGCUCUAGGUGUGUGUGUCGCGCAGAAGACCUAUAAGACAGAAGACAUCGGGGACGUCGACCGUGAGUCGUAACACGCGCCGCGACGCGCGCAGCAGGUAGCCGGACUCCGGAGUAACGUCAGGUCGGACAGCCCGAGCGCCACCGGCUUGUUGUCAAAAUGGCGUCCAAGGGGAAGCUAGACAUCGAGCAUGGCCGCUCAGACUCGUACAGGGUCGCCACGUUACCCAACAUUCGCGACGACAACAAAACCGCAGAUGGAAUGUACAAGUCGCGGCGGAAGAAUCCAAAGCGAAGGGGGGACAACCUAGAUGACCUGAAGCAGGAGUUGGACAUUGACUUCCACAAAAUCUCACCCGAGGAACUGUAUCAAAGAUUUCAGACGCACCCCGAAAACGGCCUCAGCCACGCAAAAGCGAAGGAGAACUUGGAAAGGGACGGGCCGAACGCCCUGACACCGCCGAAGCAGACUCCGGAAUGGGUCAAGUUCUGCAAGAAUCUGUUCGGUGGUUUUGCCCUGCUGCUAUGGAUCGGCGCGAUCCUCUGCUUCAUCGCGUACUCGAUCCAGGCCACGACCAGCGAGGACCCGAACGACGACAAUCUCUACCUGGGCAUCGUCCUCGCGGCGGUCGUGAUAGUCACGGGUAUAUUCUCGUACUACCAGGAGAGCAAGUCGAGCAAGAUUAUGGAGUCGUUCAAGAACAUGGUGCCACAAUUUGCCACCGUAAUCCGGGAGGGUGAGAAGCUCACCCUACGAGCGGAGGAUCUUGUGCUGGGUGACGUCGUCGAGGUUAAAUUCGGCGACCGGAUACCGGCCGACAUCAGGAUCAUCGAGGCCCGUGGAUUCAAGGUAGACAAUAGCUCGCUGACGGGCGAGUCCGAACCGCAAUCGAGGUCGCCCGAGUUCACGAACGAGAACCCGCUCGAAACAAAGAAUCUUGCAUUCUUCUCGACGAAUGCGGUGGAAGGCACGGCCAAAGGCGUGGUGAUCUGUUGUGGCGAUCAGACAGUAAUGGGAAGGAUUGCAGGUCUCGCGUCCGGCCUGGAUACCGGUGAGACACCGAUUGCCAAGGAGAUUCAUCACUUUAUACACCUUAUUACCGGUGUCGCUGUCUUCCUCGGCAUCACGUUCUUUGUCAUAGCCUUCAUCCUGGGUUAUCACUGGCUUGACGCCGUAAUCUUCCUAAUCGGUAUUAUCGUGGCGAACGUACCGGAGGGUCUCCUCGCUACUGUGACCGUGUGCCUCACUCUGACCGCCAAGCGAAUGGCCUCGAAGAACUGCCUGGUGAAGAAUCUCGAGGCUGUGGAGACUCUAGGCUCGACCUCGACCAUCUGUUCGGACAAGACCGGAACCCUCACGCAAAAUCGUAUGACGGUGGCGCACAUGUGGUUCGACAAUCAGAUUAUCGACGCCGAUACCACAGAAGAUCAGUCCGGCUUGCAAUACGACCGCACUAGUCCGGGAUUUAAGGCGCUGGCGAAGAUCGCGGCCCUAUGCAAUCGUGCCGAGUUCAAGCCGGGUCAAGAUGGUGAACCGAUACUGAAGCGAGAGGUGAACGGUGACGCCUCCGAAGCCGCGUUGCUCAAGUGCAUGGAACUGGCAUUGGGCGAUAUCAUGGGCAUUAGGAAACGCAACAAGAAAGUCUGCGAAAUUCCCUUCAACUCCACUAAUAAAUAUCAGGUAUCCAUUCACGAAUCGGACGAUCCCAACGAUCCUAGAUAUCUCUUGGUGAUGAAGGGUGCUCCCGAAAGGAUUUUGGACAGGUGCUCGACCAUAUUUAUCGGCGGCAAAGAGAAGGUUCUCGACGAAGAGAUGAAGGAGGCGUUCAAUAACGCGUACUUGGAAUUGGGCGGACUCGGCGAACGAGUACUCGGCUUCUGUGAUUACACACUGCCGUCCGACAAGUUCCCGGUUGGCUUCAAAUUCAAUUCCGACGAUCCCAACUUCCCAGUCGAUGGGCUCCGCUUCGUAGGCCUGAUGUCUAUGAUCGAUCCGCCCCGGGCCGCGGUGCCCGACGCGGUCGCCAAGUGCCGUUCCGCCGGCAUCAAGGUCAUCAUGGUUACCGGUGACCACCCGAUCACUGCCAAAGCCAUUGCCAAAUCCGUCGGCAUCAUCUCUGAAGGUAACGAAACCGUUGAGGACAUUGCACAACGGUUAAAUAUCCCGGUAUCCGAAGUAAAUCCUCGCGAGGCUAAAGCCGCGGUCAUUCACGGAACCGAACUCAGGGAACUGAAUUCCGACCAAUUGGACGAGAUUCUCAGGUACCACACCGAAAUUGUGUUCGCCCGUACUUCGCCUCAGCAGAAGCUCAUCAUCGUCGAAGGCUGCCAGCGAAUGGGCGCGAUUGUCGCUGUAACUGGCGACGGUGUGAAUGACUCGCCUGCUCUAAAAAAAGCCGACAUUGGGGUCGCUAUGGGCAUCGCUGGUUCGGACGUUUCUAAGCAAGCAGCCGACAUGAUUUUACUCGACGACAACUUUGCUUCGAUCGUAACAGGCGUAGAAGAGGGUCGUUUAAUCUUUGACAACCUGAAGAAGUCCAUCGCAUACACUCUGACUUCGAACAUACCCGAAAUCUCGCCUUUCUUGGCGUUUAUCCUCUGCGAUAUCCCUUUACCAUUGGGUACCGUCACCAUUCUUUGCAUCGAUUUAGGGACCGACAUGGUGCCGGCCAUCUCGCUAGCCUACGAGGCACCGGAGUCGGACAUAAUGAAACGGCAGCCACGCGAUCCUUACAGAGACAAUCUUGUCAACCGAAGGCUUAUUUCGAUGGCAUACGGUCAAAUCGGUAUGAUUCAAGCCGCGGCCGGCUUCUUCGUCUACUUCGUUAUCAUGGCUGAAAAUGGAUUCCUGCCUCUGUAUCUGUUUGGCAUUCGGAAACAAUGGGAUUCUAAGGCUAUCAAUGAUCUUACCGAUAGUUACGGCCAGGAAUGGACCUACAGAGAUCGUAAAACGUUGGAGUUUACUUGCCACACAGCUUUCUUCGUAUCAAUCGUAAUUGUGCAAUGGGCUGAUCUGAUUGUUUGCAAAACGCGCCGCAACUCAAUUAUUCACCAGGGAAUGAGAAACUGGGCUCUGAACUUUGGUCUCGUGUUUGAGACCGCCCUCGCUGCGUUCCUAAGUUACACGCCUGGUAUGGAUAAGGGUCUCCGUAUGUUCCCACUGAAAUUUGUGUGGUGGCUGCCAGCUUUACCGUUCAUGCUCGCCAUCUUUAUCUACGACGAAACGAGACGAUUCUACCUCCGUCGAAAUCCAGGCGGCUGGCUCGAGCAAGAAACUUACUAUUAGACGCAAAAAGGAUUAAAUCACACGCAUGCAAAACGCGCGCGCAAGAGGAUGAAUGAACGAACGAAAGAAUGAGAGCGAAAGAAAGAAGAUGAGAGAAAGAGAGAUAGAGAACGAGAGCGAAAGAGAGAAAGAAAGAGGAUAAGAGAGAAUGAGACGCAUACUCAUACCUGAGAAAGAUACACUUGAAAAAAGAAAAAAGAAAAAUAAGUAAAUCACUCAUGUUGAACAAAUGUAACACAUUUCACAAGGGAUGUGCUACUGGGUCUGCCCGAAUAACGUGUCAAGAGAGUAACGGGUGGACAACGAAGGACGCGCCAAGUUUGCACUGGCUUUCACGACAAAAGAGACGCAAGAUUAUUAUACGAGAAAGACACGGAAAAGACCCUCUAGUGUUAUAUAGGUACAGCGCGAAGUACAAAGAGCACGCUCGUCGUUCUGGCUUCGCUGCCAAUUGCUUGCACGCGCGUGCCGAGUUUCGCAAUCUCAAAAAUUGAUCCGGUGUUCGAGAAACCGUCGAUGGAGGAGGAGGCAUCGAAGGAAUUCCACCAUUACUAUCAUGCGAACGAUGCGGAUCGAGAAGCCGCGUCCGAUUACAACACGACUACGGGGCUUCCCGGUGACGACUGGUGCUGCUGCUGUCAAAUUCUGGAUAGGAUAUACUCUGUGAGCGUCGCUCGAAGAUGGAACGAAGGAACGAGAGAACGAAAUGGGAAAUCGUUGAGUUGAUAGCGUCGCAGCGCGACUGAUGCACGAGUGUCAGGCCUAAAGAAACGUGAUAACGCGAAAAGGAAGCCGAAAGAGAACCGGCGCGGCAAGGAGAACGGAAAUUCGGAACAGCAGCGGAAACGGACAUACUCGAAAGAGAUGGGGCGUUUACGCGCGAUAGAGAAUCACGGAAUCACGUGCGUCCUUAUGUAUGUCGAAUGCGAUUUACUACAUUAACGCGACUUCUUACUUCUUACUACUAGUGGCGUAUUAUCGUAGACAUCUUUGCGUUACUAAGAAACUUCGUAAUAGGCUUUCGUUGAUCGUCGAUCAAUGCGCGCAAAAUAUCGGUACGCUAAGAUCGGCACACUCAACAGUCCUCCAUUGAAAAAAACUUUAGUUGGAAGACGAGAGACUCAUUGAAAAACGAGAGGAUCAGAGACCGACGCGAAAGAGCAAAGAAAGAAAGUGCUCAAUGUAACAAGAGAACCGUUAAAAAAUUCAUAGGGACUUCGCGUGACGCUGAAAUACUUCGUACGAAAAUUAAUUGUUAAUUGUAACGAAGGACCUGAUAUGACAUGUAUCGGGUACGGUCUAUAGUCAUACGUCAUGAUAAAAUAAAACUAAAAUAAAGGAAAGAGAGAGAGAGAAAGAGUUAUGAUAAAUAAUUAAAUGAAAUAAAUAAUUAAAUAUAAAUAAAUAAAACCGCAUUCACAGUAUUUAUUAUUAUUAAUAAACGACAUACGUUCGGUUUCGAGUCUUAAUCCGCAUAGCUACCAGGAAAACAACGGCGAAAACGUAUCGCGUAGUUUCAGUAGUUACAAUUUUUAGCGUGAAAUUUUAAUAUCACACUGACACACGCGACAAACACGGUGAGGCAGAAUGGAAGAAGGUGCGCUGAGGUUGGUUCUAACGGAGAGAGCGGAGUGGUUCGUCUCAUCGACAUCGAGCAGCAGGAGGAAAAAAGAGACCGAAGGCGGCAAAGAGAUACGUGGACAGUAUAUAUAAAAUAAGUAUCAACUGAAUCACUAUAUACCGAUUGACGAGGACGGACUAAUAAAGCGAUACGUUAUUUAAUUGCGCAUGCGGAUAGAGCGAUGAGAGGUCACGGCCUGGUUGGCAGCGAACCAGAGGAAGAAGGGAAAAAAGGGAGAAUCUGCCGCAUGCCAUCCGAGAAAAUAAAUAAAUUACGAAACGUUAUUGAUUAACACGCGCGCGCGCGUUAGUAGAAAGGGUGAUUAGAGAGAGGGAGGAAGCGCGAUAAUGUUCAAUAAGACGGGAUAAUGAGACCGGCGAAUGCCGAGUACCGUGAAACUUUGUAUUAACGAUGCGCUAUGCAGGAUGUAGAAAAAGGAAGAGACAGACCGCGCGUGGAGCAGAAAAAGUUAAAAAAAAAAAAGAAACGUUCUUACUUAGAUAAAAGCUAAAUGAAGAAUAUAACAAUUCCUUCUCUUAGUUUUUCAUAGAUUUAAAACGCCAGAGCGGGACAGCUCGCUAUAAAUCAUUGAUCCCCCCCCCCCCACAACGCGGAACGCCCUGUGUAGCAGCGAAUUCGCGAUCUCUGUCAGCCAGCCGGCGAGCAUGCUGUCAUUAUCCAUGUUUUACGUGUGGUAUGCGUGCGCGUGUAUGUGCGUUGUGCGUGUAGUGUCGAAACAACACAACCGUGACUUAAAAUGCCUGCCACGCGACUUUUUUUUCGGGCCGGGACGAUCCGAGACUUGUGAUCGAUGCGAUCUCGCAACCGAACCGCACACGAAUAUGUCCUUCCUCAUCGUCUCUCUCGAGGGCUUUUGUCAGUCGUUGCCCGCGUUUGCUCCGAACGCGAUCGCGCUGCUCGUUGGCGAGAAGAUGGGGAUGAGAAUGUCUGAACGAACGACUGUUCGUUUCCUUUAACGGUAGAUGAUGUCUAAGCGGAUAAACGUGCUUGAAGAGAUACGCAUCUUGGAUAACAAUGACAGAAAUGAUGAUAAGGAAAUAUGAUACUUUUUAAGAAAUAAAAAUUGGCGAUCGCAAGAAAUACAAAUUUUAAGAGGCCAUUCUCAGCUACUCGUUUAUCGUUGAAAGAAUCGUGGAACGUGAUAAAAAACACUCGUAGCGAUCGGAUGGCAAUCAUUCCAUUUUCUUUGCGAAUCAAUAAUACUUUUUUCGUUUGUGUCGUGAUGAGCAUUCUUGAUAUAUAUUUAAACAGCGACCGUAUUUUGCUUUGCGAAGAGAAUGGAAUGAUCGCGGUUACAUUGUUACAACGAUACGUUACAAUAACCGCGAGGAAAUUGCGUUCUCAUUGAGAGUAAGGUGGUGGCGUUACGCGAACGCGGAUCGAUGAGCGGAAAUGCGACGCUUUCUCGGCGGCCCAGGCUCCAAAACUACCCUAAGUGUUCAAUGAUCGAGGUGUUCUCGAGAUGUCCUGUAUGCGCUUAAACGCGAGACGUUUCUUCCUUCGCCGGUUCCCUCCAUUCGGUGCCGUCGCCUCGAGUCUCGCUACGAGUGGACACGUGAAUACGAAAGAAGAAAAAGACGACGACGACGCGAGAUGCGCUUUCUCUCGACCUCUCGCGACCUUUUCUCUGUUACGCGCGUGGGAGGUUGCGCGAACCGUGUCCUGGAUGUGCGAUUCUAAAGACAUUUGAGAGAUGUCUUGAGGGAAUGUUGCGUUAGUUGUGUGAUAUGAGUCGAAUCGAGUCGAGUCAAGUCACGGGGGCGAGAAGGAAAUCGGCAUCGGUGAGGCGAGGAUGACACGCGAGUCCGUAUGUCAUCGGAAACUGGAAUCGGCGAUGUUUCAAAACUAUCCAUCGGUCUAUCGAUUCGGACGUUAUUCAGCCACGGCGUUUUCGGAUCGACCGACGCCGAUCCUGAUUAACUAUUCUCAAUUCUCCUCCUCUAUCCGUUUUAUAGAUGGAACUGUAAUUUAGAAGAAAAGGACGCAGCAAAUAGCCGAACCGGAAUUCGGAUUAGAGCUCGGAUUUUACCUCUCCGUCGUAGAUCGAUCGCUUCUGUCACAACGAAAAUGCGGAGAUUUAAGAGGUUUAAGAGGUUUCGUGCGUAACUGUUAUUUUCGGUGAAUCGCCGAAAAUGACACAUUUUUUCUAGAAUGGAUGCACAUGAGAAAAUAGGGGGUGAAGAGAGAGAGAGAGAGAGAGACAGAGAGAGAGAGAGAGAAGCACACCUGUAAUGUAUGCGAGAAGAGAAAAAGGCGUGUACGAUGAAUAUCUGUGAAGCUACGGAGAAGAUCCGCAGCGUUGUCGACAGGGUGUUCCGUGCCCGGGGGGCUGUAGGAGCCCAAAAAAAAGCUUUGCCGUCGUGCGCAGCCUCUUUACUUUAGGCUAAUAUAAUUUAAUUAUUAUUAAUAUAAUAUAAUAGUAAUAAUAAAUAAAUAAUAAUGAUAAAUAAUAAUAAUAAUACAUGUUACAAUUAAGAUAUUAUUAGAUGUAAUUAUUAUAUAUGGUUUAGUCUAGAUCGUGUUGUUGAAGACAAAAAACAAAGUACGUAAGCGAACAAAAAAAAAAGAUUAAGGACAAAGUAGAAAAGGCGCGACGAUAGAGAGGAGAAAGAGAAUGAGAAGGAGGAGGAGGAGGAAGAAGAGGAAAGAGAAAUAGAAGUUGAAAGCAGACACACACGCCAGGCGGGGAGGAAGUUUCGGUCGAAGACCACACGAUCCUUUUGCGGUGGACUGAGCGGGACGAUGCCGCGCUUACAUGCUUAUUAUUCACACGCGUACAUCAAGCGCUUCAAGCUUAUUCAGUGGAGUGCAGGCCAAUGUUACGCUUUCAUAUAUUUGCGCGCGCGAUAUAGAGAGAGGAGUCGAAAAAGAUCCUCAUUAGACGCGAUUAUCACAUUCGUUCCUCUAUUCUUUUCCGCGUGUUUCCGGAUGAAAAAAAUAAUAAAAGCAAGCGGCACGUGAUGCUCCCUGUGCUACCCUUCGUUUCUCGAGGACGAAAGCAGGAACGUCGUGAUUCUCUCCGCGAUUGAGAAAUACACACACACACACACUCACGCACACACAUUCUCGCUCACUCCCUACACCCUCCACAACCACAACCCACGAAGAAGAAAAAUGCGGUUCUUCGUUCUUUUUCUUACAAUCCGAUGAAAGACUCGCGCGUUUUUAGCGCUCGUUAGAGAAAUGCUCGGUGCAUUUUGAUACGCCGCGCGCCUGCACAGCCCGCCGCAUACCGCGUCGGAAUCAUUGAACGAUUAAAGAAAAAAAAAUCUUUAAAAAAUAUGAAAAAAAAGAAGAAAAAGGAAGAAAGGAAGGCGGAUGACGUUUUAUUAAUACUGUACAUAUUUUAAAUAAUUGAAAACGAAUAAACAGAUCGCACGCGCGAACGGCGGUGACCUCGACCGAAAGGCGGUCUCAUCCUUGGAGAAGGGAACGCUUUUUUGUCACAGGCCUACCGUACUCUACUUUCCUGUUUCUUUCUUUUCUUUUCUUUUCUGUUUUCCUCUUUGUGCGUUUAAAACGUCGCGUACAUCCCACACGUCCACAUUGUACACUUUAUACAUCGCGUGUAGAGAAACACCGGUUAGAAAGAUGCUCGGAAAAAAAGACACUUUAUUACACCCCGUUUCAGCAGCUAUCUCUAUCUCCUGGAUUGACGAUUCUCUUUUUCGCAAUUAAUUAAUUAAUUAUUAUUCUAUAUAAGUUUUGUUUUUACACGCAAUACACAUAUACACACGUAACAUACACGCACGCGGAUUACAUCGCAAACUGAUACAAAUACAACCCAAGUGUCAUUACUUUUGAUGUUAAAUAAAAAAUACAUAAUUAAUAGAGCGGCCUCCCAUUUUCCUUAUUAUCUUUCCUCUUUCCUCUUCGAUCGUAACAACCGUCGAAUAAUUUACAAUGCCGCACUAUUUUUUGAAACUGCAGUUGUAGGAACAAUGUGCACGCGAUCAGCUCGCAAUUAUUAUUGUCGUUAAGUACUUUUUGUUAUUAUGUAGUUUUUAUUAUUAUUAUUGUUGACAGAGAUAUUCAAAUAAAUAGAAAUAAUGAUAUUGA